AUGUCUUCUAAUACAGCUACAGGAGCCCUUGCUUCACAAGUUGCUUCCGAUGAAGCAGCUGUUGUUCGUCGAAAAGCAGCAGAAAAAUGUCAAAUUGUCUUAGAAACUUUAUAUGAUUCUCGUAAUGGUUUUAAACAAUGCGCUGAUGAUUGUAAAGAUCCAUCAAUGAAAUUACUCUUUGACAAGAUUUCUUCAAUUCGUGCUGAUUUUAUUGCUCAAUUAUCAAAUGUUAUCAAAGUUGAUUUAGGUGUUGAACCAAUAAAAGAAGGUUCAGCUCUUGCAGCUGCUCAUCGAACAUGGAUUGAUGUUAAAGCAUGGUUUACAGAUGGACGAGAUAAAUCAGUAAUUGUUACUGAAGUUCAUCGUGGUGAAGAUAUUCUUAUUAAAUUUUAUGAAUCAGCUAUCGAAGAUCAACAUAUUUUACCUAAAGUUCGUGAUCUUCUUCAUGAACAACUUCGAACAAUCAAAGAACAAAAUAUUUCAGUUGAUACUAUCUAA
Adineta steineri is the source of this 498-nucleotide messenger RNA. The record is from the annotation of a GenBank genome assembly. NCBI's taxonomy places the organism in Eukaryota, Metazoa, Rotifera, Eurotatoria, Adinetida, Adinetidae.